UUCAAGACUGCAUGACAUUCAACACUCUACCAACCAUCUAAUAUCUCUCAAUCACUUCUUAAUCAUUCGCAAAUCACUUUGAAGCUUUUUCACACCACAAUUUCUUUUGAAAAUAUUCUCUUAAUUCUUAAGAAUUUGGGGAAGUUUUGGUUAAUUGUUUUCGUUAUAGAAAACAUUUUUCUCUUCUUCUUUUUUCAGACAAUGUUCUUGUCCUACAAACAAUGCCAUCGACUUGAGCUGCAAUCUCUUCUUAACAACAAAACAAGCGUCGAGAAGAGUUUCUAUUUCUGGAUUUUCCAAAUAUUAAAAGUUGUAGCUUCUUGAUCGUGACUUAUAUUAUAAUAGCCUUUUCUGAAUUUUAUAUACUCACGUGGGUCAAGAUCUAGCAAUUUCUUGUAUACCAAGUCACUUAGUGUUAUUGCAAAUGGGAAGUUCAUGUUUACCACCAGGAUUCCGGUUUCAUCCUACUGAUGAAGAACUCAUAGACUACUACUUAAAAAGAAAAGUCGAAGGUAUAGAGAUCGAGCUUGAAGUCAUUCCAGUUAUUGAUCUUUAUAAAUUUGACCCUUGGGAGCUACCAGACAAGUCUUUUCUCCCAAACCGGGACAUGGAAUGGUUUUUCUUCUGUUCAAAGGACAAAAAAUAUCCUAAUGGUUUCCGCACAAACCGAGGAACAAAGGCUGGUUAUUGGAAAGCAACAGGAAAAGACCGGAAAAUUACAUGUCGUUCAUCUCCUACAAUCGGAUAUAGAAAAACUCUAGUUUUCUAUAAAGGUCGUGCCCCAUUAGGUGAUAGAACAAGUUGGCUCAUGCAUGAAUAUCGACUAUGUGAUGAUGAGAGUUCAUCACAAGAUUCACAAAGUUUCAAGGCAGCUUUUGUGUUAUGCCGUGUUGCUAAGAAGAAUGAGAUCAAGAGUAACUCAAAAAUUCAAAGAAACCUAAAUGAACAAACACUUGGAUCAGGAGAAACUUCGGGUUAUUCUAGUCGUGUGACUUCACCUAGUCGUGAUGAUAUGAUGCCGUUUCACUCAUUUGUCAAUCCGUUUUCUACUGAAACUGACUCUUCCAACAUCUGGAUUUCACCUGAUUUCAUUCUUGAUUCUUCAAAAGACUAUCCUCAAAUCCAAGAUGUUGCACCUGAGUACUUUCAAGACUUUGAUUUUCCGGUUUUAAGUAAUCAAAACGUCGAUGUUCCAGCGAGUACCUUGAAUGCAAAUGUAGAUCAGAACAUGGACGAAUCUAUGCAAACUGGUUACUGGACAAAUAGUUGGUACGGUCAAACCGGUUUAUUCGAUUAAUCCGACUUCUCCUAGACUGACCUUCGUUGAGGUCGGUCUCUCUUCUAAGACAAAAACAACUUUUAUCGUUCGAGCCUUCCAACUUUUACCAAUGGGUCUAUAUCUCGAUUGUUUAAUUAUUCUGUUUUAUUACAGUUUUAUUUAUUUCUUUUUCUUCAGUAGGACUAUGUAUUAUUGUCGUCUUUAUAUAUGCAACGGUCUCUCAUUUUUACGAUGAUGAUUAAUUGGACCACACACUAUAUAAAGAAC
Raphanus sativus (radish) is the source of this 1546-nucleotide messenger RNA. Its product is annotated as NAC domain-containing protein 96-like. The coding region runs from base 425 to 1297 and encodes 290 amino acids. Gene Ontology annotation, biological process: regulation of DNA-templated transcription. NCBI's taxonomy places the organism in Eukaryota, Viridiplantae, Streptophyta, Magnoliopsida, Brassicales, Brassicaceae. The transcript has 4 exons. The record is from RefSeq and is a predicted model, not a curated record. Gene Ontology annotation, molecular function: DNA binding.